Saccostrea cuccullata (small rock oyster) is the source of this 739-nucleotide messenger RNA. Its product is annotated as GTPase IMAP family member 9-like. The record is from RefSeq and is a predicted model, not a curated record. The transcript has a single exon. Gene Ontology annotation, molecular function: GTP binding. Bases 18 to 656 code for a protein of 212 amino acids. Lineage: Eukaryota; Metazoa; Mollusca; Bivalvia; Ostreida; Ostreidae.
UAGAUGGCGAGGUGCGGAUGUUACUAAUCGGUAAGACUGGCGUUGGCAAAAGUACCACUGGUAACACCAUAUUUGGAUUUAAUGCUUUGAAGUCUAAAGUCUCUGCAACAUCAGUCACAACCAAAACAGAAUUCAACGAAUCUGGGAGAUUCGGUAAAAUACUGGUCGUCGUUGAUACCCCAGGGCUAUUUGAUACAAAUCGAAUAGCAAUGGAAGUUAUCAGAGAAAUAUCGCAAUGCUACUUUCUUACAUCUCCUGGUAUUCAUGCUAUAAUAUUAGUUGUUCAAGUUGGAAGAUUUACUGAGGAAGAGCAAAAGACCGUUGAUUUAUUCAUGAAAGUUUUUGGAGAAGAAGCGAAAAAAUUCAUGAUUGUAGUAUUUACUGGGAAAGAUAGAUUAGAAAAUGACGAUAUGACUAUUGAGGACUUUGUCAGCACAAUGGAUAACAGUUCAAGCAUUAAAAUUCUACUUGAUGAAAUACAAGGAAGAUAUACUGCCAUUGGAUACAGAGGGCAGCAGGAAGAACGGGUGAAAGAAGUAAGACAUAUACUGUUAAUGAUCGAGAAAAUGGGAAAGGACAACGGUAGGUCAUUCUAUAGCAAUGAUGUAUUUCAACGAGUGGAAAAUAUGAUAAGAGAAGAUGAAAAAAAAAUUUAAAACUCAAGAAACAAAGAAAAAGUGUACACAGAAGAGGAAGUCCGACGUCUGAUGAGUGAGGAAAGGUCCAGAACUCGAGCAAA